AUGUUGGACCGAACUUUAGAAAGCUCGCAUGGAAAAGAUGUGGAUCUCCUCACCAUCGAUGCUAAAUCCUUGCAAGUCCUUCUGAGUCAGGGAGAAGUCACAACUUUGAGUCUCGUCAGACAAUGCAUCGCUCAAAUAAAAAAGCACGAUGAAAAGCUUCACGCCAUGAUUCAGAUUACUCCAAAUGACCUCCUUGAAGCAGCUGCGAAAUCCCUGGAUCAUGAGCGAGCCUCUGGGAAAACACGUGGGCCAUUGCAUGGAAUUCCAAUUAUUAUCAAGGAUAACGUCGCUACCCAUCCGAGCCUUGGUCUCCCAACCACUGGCGGAAGCCUUGCACUCCUUAGCUCGAAGCCCAAGAAGAAUGCCGAGAUUAUUGACCAAAUUCUAGAUGCUGGUCUUGUAAUUUUGGGAAAGGCCAAUCUUGCUGAAUUUGCCAAUGCUAGGGGAUCCAAAAUGCCAAAUGGAUGGUCUGCAGUGGGUGGCCAGACACAGUCAGCUUAUAUUAUUGAUGGAAUUGACCCAGAUGACUCAUCAGAAGGCCAUUCAAACCCCUCAGGAUCAUCUACAGGCUCCGCCGUGAGUGUAUCAGCUGGCUACGCACCAUUAGCGAUAGGAACCGAGACAGAUGGCUCGCUUGUCAGCCCAUCAGGUCGUGCCGCUCUGUACACAAUCAAACCAACCAUUGGGUUGGUUUCUCAAGAUGGGAUAAUACCGAUCUCUAGCAACUUUGAUGCAGCCGGACCUAUGGCAAAGUCUUCGUACGAUCUGGCCGCUCUCUUGGAUGUCCUUAUCCGCGCACCAGCGUCGGAGUCUUUCAUAUCUGAUUUGACUGGCUCAUGGGCUGACAUCUCUGUUGCGGUCCUUGACCCUGAUGUGUGGAAACAUCCAGAGACUGAAGUCAAAGCUGUCGAUGAAGCGGAAGCUCAGAUUACUCGAGAAAUCCGCCAAGCAUACGAUAUAAUCAAGCCUAAAGCAAAGAAACUUGUCGAAAAUAUUGACUUGGUCUCACCGGAAACCUUCAAAGUUGACGGAGAAGGGAGCGAAUGGACAAUUAUCCAGGCGGAUCUGAAACCACAACUCAAUGCGUAUUUUGAAGGCCUAGCAGAAAGUAAGGUCCGAUCUCUUGCAGAGGUGAUUGACUUCAACGAAAAACAUGCAGAUUUGGAACUUCCUUCACACCAUCCUAGACAAGACACCUUUGUCAAUGCAGAAAAUCAGAAUCUCUCCACAGAGGAUUAUGACCGACAUUUGUCAUAUUUAAGGCACAUGGGUGGAGAAAAAGGCGUGGAUCUAGCGUUGAAACAGUAUGAUGUUGAUGUUAUACUGGGCCCUAUCGAUAGUGGCCUCGCGUCAUUGGCAACAGCUGCUGGAUAUCCCAUCUGUGCAAUGCCUUUAUCAUACCUUGAUUACAAUGACCGUCCAUUUGGUGUUGCAGCUAUUGCAGGAAGAAAUCAAGAGCACCUUUUGGUUCAGGUAAUGAGUGCCUGGGAGGCUACGUUUCCUGCACGAAAGCCUCCUCCCCAGCUUGUGCAAUCAUCCUCAAUUCAACAUUGA
Molecule: messenger RNA, 1554 nt
Organism: Penicillium verhagenii
Lineage: Eukaryota; Fungi; Ascomycota; Eurotiomycetes; Eurotiales; Aspergillaceae
Exons: 10
Coding region: 1-1554 (517 amino acids)
Source: RefSeq, a predicted model, not a curated record